AUGGAUGAUUACUGUGAAAAUAAUACCGAGUCAGAGGCCAAGCGGAGAAAGAUCCGUAAGGGAACAAGGAGCUGCUGGGAGUGCAAAAAGCGCAAGAUGAAAUGCGAGUUCGAGUUUUUGCACGCAGAAGAAGAUUCCAGCCGAUCAGAGAGAAAAGGACGCCGCAGGGUGGGCAGCCAAGAUCGCGUCGCAAGAGUCGAAACCUUAGUCGAGCAAUUGAUCAGGAAAGUGAAUCGCGAUAGACCUUCCGCCGACGGAGGCGCACCCGCAACUAGCCAAAUCCCUGCACGAAAUCAUGAAAUACCUACUCCCACAUCAAUUGAUUUAGAUUCGGCACGUUUCUUGCAUUUAUACGAGCCCUCGACUAACACCUGGCCCUACUUCACAUCCAAUAUUGAAGGACUACAGUGUAUGAUGAUGGAAAGUAUGUACCAGGCUAAUGGCGGGAAUCUGCGACGAAGCUGGAUAGCCAAUCGGAGAGCUAUGGUCAUUGCGCAAUUGAUGAACCUCCUUCGAAGUGACAGCCGGGCACAAUACAAGGCUCUCGACCCUGGAAUCAGGGCUGAUCCACGAUUCAUGUGGUUCCGAAUUGUCUUCCAUGACCGCCACUUGUGCCUCAUGUUGGGGCUUACACAAGGCUCCCUCGACCAGAGCAUGGCUACUGGGAAAGCUUAUAAAGACGACUCCCCUAUAGGCCGUCUGGAGCGUAUGCACUGUACCAUCGCAUCUCGCAUCUUGGAGCGUAACGCGUCUGGUUCGAGCUCUGAUGACUUCGAGCUGACACAAAGCCUUGAUCUUGAGCUACAGAAAGCGGGUAGAAGCUUGCCUAGCAAGUGGUGGCUGAUGCCAAAUUUGGCUAUUGUCGCCGAUGACUCGCUGACUCUCUUUUGGAACAUGGGACAACUGUUCAAUCAGCUGUACCAUUAUAAUCUGCUCAACCAACUCCAUUUGCCCUACAUGCUUCGUUCUUCACCUGAACGAAAGUACGAAUAUUCUAAGAUGACCUGCGUGAAUGCUUCGGGGGGGAUACUCUUGCGGUUUAUAAUGUUCCGUAGUUACGACAGGGCUGAUUUUUGCUGCCGGACGGUCGACUUCUUUGCACUCAUGGCGGCUAUCACACUACUCCUGGCGCACUUGGACAGCGAGCGUCUCACACAGACCGGUAACUUGCUGGCCCACCAAUAUCUUAGUGACCGUGCCAUGAUAGAGCAGGUGCAGAUGAACAUGGAACAGAUAAGUUGUGUGAAUGGAGAUGCUCUGAGCGCUCAAAGUGCAGAUUUGUUGCAAAUAUUGCUGGUUAUCGAAAAUGAAACUGCAGAAAUGGACAGCUCAAAACCUCCUGCAAGUUAUGAUCAAUCCAAUGUGCUAAUAAAUGGUAUGCUCAAUAUCGAGAGCCCAGAAGUUGCUGGGAGUGCUUUUGAUCAUAAUCACUUCGGUAAAAAGUCUUUCGCGGAGUCAAUGGCCGGGGCAAGUUGGAGCUCUGUCGACAGUGUUGGUGGUCUGCCUGCAGCGUUUACAUCGCGGUACCAGUAUGUCGUUUCGGACACUGCCCUGCGGCAGUACGAAGGUCCUGGGUUAACUGCCGGGUUGGACGACUGGGCAUUCCAAGGUGUUGACAUGGCUUUCUUUGACAACCUAAUGAAAGGAGUCGAUGAGGGAAAUUGCUUUUGA
Molecule: messenger RNA, 1671 nt
Organism: Talaromyces stipitatus ATCC 10500
Lineage: Eukaryota; Fungi; Ascomycota; Eurotiomycetes; Eurotiales; Trichocomaceae
Exons: 4
Coding region: 1-1671 (556 amino acids)
Biological process (GO): regulation of DNA-templated transcription
Molecular function (GO): zinc ion binding; DNA-binding transcription factor activity, RNA polymerase II-specific
Source: RefSeq, a predicted model, not a curated record